ACAUUUGGACAAUGGAAGAAUGGGAGCUAAGUGUGACACGUGCAACCAUAUUCUAAAAAAUACAGCAAUAUCUCGCCUUCGUACACAUAGAAAAAGAUGUUUUCGCAAGAGCAGUAGUAUUGAUUCUAAAGAAGGUGAAGCCAUAUCAUUAUCGUCAGAUGAUAGUGUGAGGUCUGAAAAUGUAAUGACACCCAUCGAUAGGCCAGUUAGACGGGUUAGACCACUUAACAGGGAAAUUAAUUCUACUGCUGCGUCUACUGGAAUAACUUCUGACGAUGAAACUCAAGAAGUGCCCCAAGAAGUGGUUAUGGAAGUUGAAGUAAACACAAGUGCCCCUCCUCCCCAAUCUUCAUAUAGAGUUUUAGAUAUUGAAAACCUGGAGAUAAUUCCAUCCCCUGUAUCAUCGCCACUACCGAUAUCAUCAUCAGAGGUUGAUGAGUCGUUGGCCAGCUAUUGGAACAUGGAUAUGCCAAAGAGGAGCGCCAAGGUCGCAAUUUUCCCAUCAAUUUCGCAGCUUCCAUUUCCACUGCAUCCUCAUCAUCAUCAUCAUCGAGGACUGACAUAUCAAGAUCGUCUAAGUUAA
Molecule: messenger RNA, 583 nt
Organism: Anthonomus grandis grandis
Lineage: Eukaryota; Metazoa; Arthropoda; Insecta; Coleoptera; Curculionidae
Exons: 3
Coding region: 20-583 (187 amino acids)
Source: RefSeq, a predicted model, not a curated record